Molecule: messenger RNA, 8608 nt
Organism: Eublepharis macularius
Lineage: Eukaryota; Metazoa; Chordata; Lepidosauria; Squamata; Eublepharidae
Gene: IMPA2
Product: inositol monophosphatase 2
Exons: 8
Coding region: 259-1128 (289 amino acids)
Biological process (GO): signal transduction; phosphatidylinositol phosphate biosynthetic process; inositol metabolic process
Molecular function (GO): inositol monophosphate 1-phosphatase activity
Source: RefSeq, a predicted model, not a curated record
GAGAGAGAGCUGCGUAAGGCGUGGGGGAGACGGUGGUUCUGUGCUGGCCGGCAAGAAACGCCUCGUGGGGUUGAAGUAAACAACGGUUCACCUCCAACUACAGGAGGGGGAAGUGAAGAGCCUUCCUCUCACUGAACGGCCCUUGCCUCCCGAGCAGCGUAACGUCUUUCCAGGGCAGCGAAGUCAGACUAGUGGCGCUGCAGGCGUCUGGAGGACGAGCAGAAGGGGAGGCGAAGAGGCCGAGGAGGAGCGGUUGCCAUGAAGCCCAGCGAGAAGCAGGGGGUGGCGGCCCGAGGAGACGACCCCUGGAAGGAGUGUGUGGAAGUGGCUGUGCAGUUGGCGGUGCGGGCGGGACAGAUUAUUAGAAAAGCUUUCACUGAGGAAAAACGAGUGUUCACCAAAACGUCUGCAGCAGAUCUUGUGACAGAAACUGAUCACUUUGUGGAAAACUUAAUUGUUUCUGCUCUGAAAGAGAAGUUUCCCUCUCACAGGUUUAUUGCAGAAGAAGCUACUGCUGCUGGUUCAAAGUGUGUCCUGAGUACCAGCCCUACCUGGAUUAUUGAUCCAGUUGAUGGUACCUGCAAUUUUGUACACAGGUUUCCAACUGUGGCUGUUAGCAUUGGAUUUGCUGUUAACCAAGAGCUUGAAUUUGGUGUAAUUUAUCACUGCACUGAAGAACGAUUAUACACUGGUAGAAGAGGUCAAGGCGCAUAUUGUAAUGACAAAAGGCUUCAGGUAUCAAAAGUGACAGACAUUUCAAAGGCCCUGAUUUUAACAGAGAUUGGUCCAAAACGAGACCCUGAGACACUGAAACUAUUUCUUAGUAACAUGGAGAGGUUACUGAAGGCCCAAGCUCAUGGCAUUCGUGUAAUUGGAAGUGCUACUUUGGCACUCUGCCACCUAGCAUCCGGUGCUGCAGAUGCCUAUUAUCAGUUUGGCUUGCAUUGCUGGGACUUGGCCGCAGCUACUGUUAUUAUCAGAGAGGCAGGUGGUGUUGUCAUAGAUACUUCAGGUGGCCCUCUAGACCUAAUGUCAUGCCGAGUGAUUGCUGCAGGUACCCAAGAAAUGGCUGCAUUCAUAGCUCAACAAAUACAGACUAUUCAUUAUGGAAGAGAUGAUGAGAGUUGACAGGACUUAAAAUGUUUCUGAAAAUACUGAGGAACCUGCCCUUUAAACUACUUCACUUCCUUCAAGAUGGCUUACUUAUAAGAUAAAUGGCUUAAAGGUGUGCUUUCUUGUACUGUCUGUGUUUCAAAAAUGUUAGGACAAGUUUUUACUGGCAUUAUAGGAAGGUGAAGGGAAUUUUUUAAAUUUUGUAAGCUUCUGGGCUCUUUUUUAAAUAAAAGUUUAUUUCACCUGCACUUUCAUAAAUAUGUUAUAGGCAUUGUGGACUGAGUUAAUUUCUUUCUUCUUUGAAUAUAGAAGAGGCUGUUUGUAACAAUGCAGUUAAAAAGAAAAGGCUAAUUUUGCAGAUCUCAGGUCAACUAUAUUUUGUUCUGCAGCAGGGAACAAGUAGUUUACAUGGUGUGCCUAAAAUAUCCACAUCCAACAGUACUUGAGAAGACAGUUAGCUCUAUCAUAAAAAACCUAUAUGUAUUGGAUUAGAUUCUUAUUAUUUCUGUGGUGCUCAAGAGUGCUUACAGUACAUAUCCUUUGAAUUGUGUGUUGCCUUUCUAUAAUUAAUAUAAUUGGUUAUGCUGAGCAGAAGGUGAAAAAUUAUUUUUUCUUAUAAAAUUGUUCAGUGAUUCCAGAAGCAUAAUAUUUAGCAAAAUUUUAAGUUAUAUCAAUGCAAUAGGAUCUGACAUCAGUAUUUACUUGGUAAGGGCAUGACAGUUUUAGCCUAGUUAUUGGCAUUAAGCACAAAAGUUGGCUGAGAGCCAGUGUGGUAUAGUGGUUAGAUUGAUGGCCUAGAACUGGGGAGACCCUAGUUUAAUUCUGUACCCUUCCAUGAAGCUUGCUGGGUGACCUUGUACCAGUCACUCUUUCAGCCUCCAUGAGGUUUUCCGGGUAGAACAGAGGAAGAGAGAACCAUAAAAGCUCCCCCAAAUUCCUUGGACAAAGGGCAUCAUGAGGUAGGUACCUGGUACUGCUAUCUCUAAACUGCAUGCAUCAGAAAGGAACUACCCAGUAUAUCAAACUUUAGUAAAGGAAGGUUUGCAUAGCCAAAUGCCAGCGUUGGAGGACAGUUUUUGUGGCUCCCAUUACAGGAUAUGUGAUUGAAAGAUUUAAAGACAGGCUUGGUGAUAGAAUACAUGCAGAAUUUUUGGGAACCAAGCAGAAUGAUGCCACUUUAGCCUAGCUCUAACUGAAGUAUGUUGUAUCUAUGUCUAGAAUCAUAGUCGAACAGCAGUUAAGGUACUGAUAUAACAAUGUUCCUAUUGCUACGACUACUACUACUACAACAAAAAAAAGAUUCUGCACUUAGAAAAUUAGCAUUACAAGGACAGCAUCUACAUUAGCUUCCCCUCUGGAAGAAUUAAUAUUUAGAAGCAAGGUGAACCUGCAAUUGUCUGCUGUAACUAUGGGAAUAGAAUGCUGCUGGUUAUUUGUAGAAUCUUUUCCAGGUACAGUAGAUAGAUUGUAUUAGGGCUGUUGUUUGGAUCUCAGUACUAAAAAAUAGUGUUUGCUGAUAAAUGAUAUUCAAAGGGAUAGAUGUUUUUAGUAAAAAGGUUCAUUAUAUUAAAAUCUGAGAUUUGCAGUAUAAUCCUAAAAGAGUUUUUAGGUAGGUAGUCAUGUUGGUAUGCAAUAGAAAAGCAAGAUUUUAAUCCAGUAACCUUUAAAGAUCAAGCUUUCCAGGAUAAACUUUUCAUGACUCUCAAAAGCUUAUACCUUGGAAAUCUUGUUGCUUAAAGGCACUAUUGGAUUCCUAAAAAGAGUAAACCUCAUUGACAAGACCUCAGUAGGCUCUGAGUAGAUCUUCUUAGGAUUGCUGUUUUAGCCAUUUGCCCCAAUAUAUAUAGUUCUAGGACUUAACUUUUUCCAGAGAAAUGGAGAGGGGAGUGUUUUCUUCAACAAAGGUGUGCACGAUUGCAGGAAUGUUGCUUUGAGCGCUCCACUGUUAAAACAAAAUAUAUUUAAAGGUUUGCAAAAUGAUAGGCAUUGAAAAGUAGCUUUGGUGCUUUUUUUUCAAAAUGAAAAGUGUGUCUCUACCAUUUCUCCAGUACUGAAGCUGGGGGAAAGCAAAGCCUCCUAAGAAAUAAUCUUUUAAAAUGCCUUCUGAAAAUAUUCAGUAGAUGCUUGUGAGUCAGUCGUUCGCUCAGUCAUAUUCCAUCGGUAAUGAAUGUUAAAUCUAUGUAACGUCUCAUUUCCCAGGUGCAAAAUAUUGCAAUUUGAGUGCUUGAAAAAUGUGAUCUCAGAUGGGAAACCUUGAGGAAGGUGCAUAACAAUCAUCAUUUUAUUAUGUAACUAAACUAGUAUGCCAAAAGACCUUUCAAAUGUAGGUGCUAAAGACCAGAACCAAUUUCAUAAGCUUCUUCUUUUGAAUUGCUCAGCUCUUAAUUUCUUUAUAUGUCUGCACAUAAAAGGAAUUGGGGAGGAGUUAUACCUAAUUCUUGUGCCAAUGCUAAAUCCAUGCCGUAUUUGAAUGAUCACGUAGUAACUUCUGGUUCAUAGAACUGCCAACUCCUUUCCAGAAAGAUGCCUCUGUGCCUGUCCCACCUAUGUGGUAGUGAUAAAGCCUCUCUAAUCAAUGCAUCCUGAAGAAUGGGAAAUCUAUAUACAUUGAAUUUUUUCCUGUUUUACAGUCAUUAGAUAUGGAAAUCUUAGGAACAGGUCAGCAAACUUGUUUUUCAAAGUCGUUUUCAAAGAGUAAACUCACAAUUUUUAGUAAAUAGAUAACUAUGGUAGAUUGUAAAGAAUAACUGUAGACUGUGCUAUCACUACAUUAUAAACAUGACAUUAUGUAACCAUUGCAGUCCAAGACUGCACAGAAUGUAAUACUGAAACUGCAGGUACUCUUGAAAAUUAGAUAUUUUGGCAAUGUACUUAAGUUUAGAGGUGACAUUGAAAAAUAAAAAUCUGUUCUAGGUGAAAGUUUAAUUUCCCAGGAAAUAUGUACAUCUAAGCACUAUUAUAUAUUAAGCACUUUAGAGCCUUCAAAGCACUUUUCAUACAUUAUUGUGAACUCCUUAUAAAACACCUUGUAAAUUACAUUAUUCUCCCAGUAGAGCUGAUGUGAAGAUGGAGGAAUGGUGACUUGUCUAAGGUCAUCUAGUGAAUUCAUUGCAAAUGUGAGAUUAAAACGAAGAAGGUUGGGGAGCGGACUUCACCAUGCUACCCAUUGGUAUGCAGGCGAUACUCUUCCCAAUGUUAUUCAACAUCUAUACAUACCCCCUCGCCCAGCUGGCUUGGAGUUUUGGUCUAGUGUGUCAGUUUGCAGAUUACAUCCAGUUAUAUCUCUGUUAGAUGAUUGACCAGAUGCCGGGCUGGAUACUCUGACCAGGGCUUUGGAGGCCAUGACUGGGUAGUUGAAACAGAGUUGACUUGAGGUUGAACUCUACAAAAACAGAGGUCCUGUAUCUGAGCCAUGCGUCGACAGGGUUGGGAAUACAGCUCCCAGCCCUGGAUGGGGCAUCAUUGGCACCUAUGCCAGUGGUGAGGAGCCUGGAUGUGGUCCCGGAUGCUUCCUUGUCAAUGGAGGCUAAGGUCAUGGCGGUUGCCAGAUUUGCAUUUUUCUGCCUUCAGCAGAUCAGGCAGCUUGUUCCCUACCUUUUGACCAGCAACCUGGCUACAGUGAUCCAAGCAACACUCAUCUCCAGAUUAGACUACUGUAACUCACUCUAUACAGGGCUGCCCUUGAGGUUGAUCCGGAAAUUACAGGUGGUCCAGAAUGCAACAGCACACAUCUUCACUCGGACGCGGUUUGGACACACACAUGCCCUGUCCUGUGUCAGCUGCACUGGUUAUCAGUUGAAUUCUGGGUCAAGUUUAAAGUUUUGACUCUGACAUUCAAAACCCUAAAUAGACUGGGACCUGCAUACCUAUGUGACCACCUCUCGGGAUAUGUUCCCCAGAGGGUCCUUUGUUCAGCCAACCAACAUCUUCUGGUGGCCCCUGGCCCCAAGGACGUUCUCCUAGCCUUGACCAGGGCCAGGACCUUUUCGGCCAUGGCACCCACCUGGUAGAAAUCCCUCUCUGUCAAAACUAGGACCCUGCGGGACUUGUUACAGUUCCAUCGGGCCUAUAAGACGGAGAUGUUCCACUAGGCCUAUGGUAGUGGUUGAGGCUUGGGCAGGCUACUUGGUUGGCUACUCUGCUGUGGCGUUGGUUUGCUGUUUAGCUGAGACCUCUGCAACCUGUCCUCUCUACCCUAAUGAAUUCCUGAUGAGGUGUAUUAACAUCGCACAUUGCUGCUUGGAAGGGGUUUUAAUUUUUAUAUUUUGUAUUACAGGUUUUAUAUUGUAUUUAAUGUUAUUCUACUAUUAUUAAUGUAGUUACACAACCUGAGCCCGCUCACGGGGAGGGUGGGCUAGAAAUGCAAUAAAUUAAAUUAACCCGCAGUGCCAUUUACAGAGCUACACCCUUAUAUGUCUAAUGACUUAAGUGGGCUUAGAAGGGUAUAACUAUUUAGAAUUGCACUAUAAGUAUCUUGGCUGUUAAGCCGCACGAGCUCCUUGAUUUAAAGGUUAGGAUUGCAGUCUUGUAUACUCACUAUAUAACAUUUUAAAUUAUUGCCCAUAAUGCACUUACCAGCUGUAAGUUAUCUAUUUGUGAGUGCCACUUUUGGCUUGAGAUAAUUGAAAUCCUAAAGGGAAGAAGGUGCUUGGGCAUAAUAAUUGAACUUAAUCUUUUUAAAAAAUCACCCCUCCCCAUCACCUGCCCUUUAAAAACAAUAAUACGUGGUCUCUUAACACUGGUACUUUUUUGUACACACAUUAUAGGAAGAAUGUUCACUAGGAAGCAUGUCCAUACUCCCAACAAUCAUGUUAAGUAUAGAGGGGAAAGUGCCAUUACAUAGUAUUAAAUAUUUUGUACAGAUCAAGUGUUGAAUAAGGAGUGUUUGCCUCUCACUAUUGUAACAAAUGAUUCUGAAAAUACAUGGAUUUCCUUUAAUAGCAUCUAACUUAAGAUUGAGCUAUGCAAGAGUUAUGAUGGUCAUACAUGGUGACUGCUGAAUUACAACUUGUGCACCAUUACUUGUUCACCUUACUGUGAAAUCUAGUAAUCCAUCUACCUCAUACAGGACUAUGAGGACUAAUGUGUGGUUGUAGAGUUCUGUAAAUGCUACCGCUUACCAUGAGUAGUAAAAUACAGCCUGUCUGUACGGAAACAUGUAUUCUCCAAUAAAAUCGUUGGUAAUUGGUUGAAGACUGCAUAAGUAACUACCUGUUAUGAUGUUUCAUGACUUAGACGGUUAUAAGAAAGGAUUGGACGAAUGAAUGGAGAGCAGACCGAUCAGUGAUUACUAGCUAUAAUAAGUAUCCUUAAUUCAGAGUCCUGAUCCUUUAUCUCUUCUGAACGUGUGACUUUUUGUUGCACUCGGUUUUCCCAAAAGAAUGUGCUGUGCUUACCUGAUGCAAGUACAAACAAGAAGGAAUAGCUGUUGCCCUUAUGCCCAUCUUAGCUUUACAGGGCCAUUUGGUUUACCAUUGUUUGGUGGCAGAGGUCUGGUCUAGUUGGACAUUACCAGAAAAGAUGCUUUCGCUAUCAGCGAUUACAGAUGAAGUCACUUGUUUUGGCCAUCAGUUGUAACAAUAAAAUAGUUACAGAUACAAACAAGUGAUUAUAUGGGUCCUAAAUAUUCAACUACAUAAUAAAAAUACUCGCAGUAGUUUAUGGCAGCCAACAACAGAGGCAGCCAGAUUGUUAGCAGUUCUACUUUCUAUUUGGAAAUUAGAAUAAAGUAUCUUCUCUAACAUUUACCACUUUCCCUGUUCCUUGAGUGUGGUACAAAUAUGAUCAGUAAUGUUUUUUUAAAAAUAGAGUAGGUGUCUUACUACUACCUCUUGUCAGUGAAUGCAGUAUUUCAAAUUAAAUGGGAAUUUAAAUGGACUUUUCCCCAUUCAGUGCAUCUUGUGCAAUGUGCUGGAAUUUUAAAGUAAUGGCUCUCCUUAAUUUUUAUUAAAGAGUGCAUCUGUUCAAUGUUAUAGUCUGUACAGCUGCCUGCAGCAGUGGCAUUUACUACUUGCUAAUGAACAUUAUAUGUUUUUGUCUAAAGUAAAUCCUUUGAGUUAAAUGAAGGUUAUUCCUGGUUAAGUAUUACAUCUUAUCAAGCUGGUAGAUGUCAUUAAACACCAACUAAAUUUGUUGAGUCUUCAAAAACAUUAAAUGAUAUUUUCACAAAUAUAACUUAAAGACUUAUUUCAGCAAGUGUACAUAAAAAUGCAGUGCUUGCUCCUUAUAUCUGCUGGAGUAAGUGUAGCCACUCUAUUAAAAUUAAUGCUAUUGUUUUAUCCCAGACACUUAACUAUGUUAUGGUUUUAAGGGUGACUGAAACCAUGAAAAUGAUGUGCUGAACAUUUAGAUUGAGAAUUUACUUGUACUUUUACAUGAAAUAACAUGUUUUUUCAUAAAUUUGUUACACAACCAAUAGCUUAGAGUGAACACCACUAUGGCUACUGAUGUUCCACAGGCUGCUACUCAAACCCCUUUCAUCUGUGUCCAUUCUGAAAAAUUACAAGAUUUGAGCACAAUCCAAUGCUUUUGAAAUAUAGGGGCUUUGUCCUUUUUUAAAAAAGGAAAUACACUAUGCAGAUGCAGAGACUUCCUCCAUCUGUGAAAAGCUCCUCUUGAGAAAACAAGAAGCUUUGAAGCACUGGAGGGAGGAAUAACAGCCAUAGAGUGCAUAUAGGCAGAUAUAAUGUUAAGUGCACAUCCACAGCAGGCUCACCACUUAGCAAGUUUUGUUUGGAUAUACAUUUUCUUCCCUUCUUUUGAAGUUACACAAAAGAAGUAUCCUCCUGGCAGUUUCCUUUGACUUCAUUAAAAAACACACACACACACAUUCCUGAUGGUUAAGGAACUCACAGCCUGAAAGCAAUGCACAUUAAUGUGCUACAGUGAGCAGGGGAAUAUUGUCCUUCCUGUCAGCAGAUGAUCCCUAGCAUGCAAUACUGUCUUUAAACUUUUAUUCUGAUUUUUAAAGGAAAUGGAAAUGAGUAUUUAAUUGAACAAAUAUAUGCGCUCUAAACUUUCUUUUAAAAAAAAAGUCUGAGCCAUUGGGAGAAGGGGGAGGCUCAGAAGGACGGUAACUGUCCAUGUACAAAUGAUGUACACGGACAGUUACAAAACAAAUGAUUUUGUCAAAUGCAUUGUAAAGGUGGGUGGCAACUUAACUAGAGCUACAGAAGAUAAAAUCACAGUGAGAUCUGAUAUGCAUGUAUGUAUAGAGAUACCUACACUGUGUAAGUAAAACUUAAGUAAAAAUAAUAUACAGGUACAAGAAGUGACUCCCAUUUUUUUAAAAAAAUGUAAGGGCAAUACUUAUUUCUCAAGUGACUAAAUUCAGUGUUGUGCAUUUGGAUAUGUUGUUUGAUAACAGAUUGGAUAGUGUUCUGGCAAAUUCUUGCAAACGUGCUAUCUAUAGGAGUUCUGUGUAAUAAAAUGUGAAACUUGAAUAAGCUGGUACUUGAUUCUGAAGUAAAAGUGAGAAUUAAAAUGUUUUGCUGUC